This is a messenger RNA of Homarus americanus (American lobster), 2255 nucleotides long. RefSeq names its product serine/threonine-protein kinase Chk2-like (gene lok). Gene Ontology annotation, biological process: protein phosphorylation. The transcript is spliced from 11 exons. NCBI's taxonomy places the organism in Eukaryota, Metazoa, Arthropoda, Malacostraca, Decapoda, Nephropidae. The record is from RefSeq and is a predicted model, not a curated record. Bases 138 to 1607 code for a protein of 489 amino acids. Gene Ontology annotation, molecular function: ATP binding; protein binding; protein kinase activity.
CAUAAACCUUGUCCCCCCGUGCGUCCUGUGUGGGAAGACGGAAGAAAAACAAACUUAUAUUAACUAUAUGGCUAAUGACUGACGUCUGGAUUUUACUGUUGAGCCAGGUCCGUGGUUAAAGGGAGUGGGCAGCUACCAUGGACAAUAUCAUCAACAGUCAAGCAAGUACACAGGGACUACGGGAAACUCAGGAAGUGUUGAGUCAGAAUGCCUUCGACGUCACAGAUGCAGAGAUUAUUUGGGGCAGACUCUUUUCUGUCCGGGAGAAUAUUUCUGUGUGCAACUUAAUAAACAACUGUUACACAUUUGGUAGAGGUGAUGCAGACUUUCGCUUCAGCAAAGAUCAUUUUGGAAACUCUUUCCUCCCAGCUAUCUCCAAAAUACAUUUCAAAGUUACCCGUGAAAGUAAACCAAAUUCAGAAGUGGUGGUAAUUCUUGAGGACCUCUCCUGCAAUGGUACAUUUGUCAACAAGCAACAAGUGGGCAGAGGAAACAAGAUAGUGUUGCAGAAUAAUGAUGAGAUUGCUCUUGCACAUGCCAACAAGAAAAUAUUUGUGUUUCAUGAUUGUGUACAAAAUGAUGCUCAAGACUACCCUGAACAGCUAACUCAAAUGUAUACCAUAACAAGAACACUGGGAGAGGGCAACUUUGGUGAAGUCAAAUUAGCCUACAAACAGGGUACUUUAGAAAGGUGCGCAGUUAAAAUUUUGAAGAAAAGAGGAAGUCAGCUGUUACUUAAUAAUAUAAAACAAAUCAACAAUGAGAUCGAGUUAUUGCAGUCUGUUGAUCAUCCUUGUAUCAUCAGAUUGCAAGAUGUCAUAGAAACACCGGAGAAGAUGUACAUAAUAAUGGAAUUGGCAGAGGGAGGGGAAUUAUUUGAUCGACUUGCUGCUAAUGGACGGCUACCUGAGGCAACCGUUAAAUUCUACUUCUUUCAGCUGGCUCUCGCAGUUCAGUAUCUACACAUGAAAAGCAUCACCCACAGGGAUAUCAAGCUGUCUUGGCUGGCUUGGACCUCACAAGUUAUGUUUGGUGUCACAUAUCAGCCAGAAAACAUUCUCUUAGCCACAGAUGAGGAAUACACUCGUGUUAAAUUGACAGACUUUGGUUUGUCCAAGCUUGCUGUUGAUGCCUCUCAGAUGACUACUUUCUGUGGCACACCAACAUACAUUGCCCCAGAACUCUUACAGUUCGAGGGACUUUCUUACAACAAAAAAGUGGACUUGUGGAGUUUGGGAGUUGUUUUGUUUGUCAGCUUGUCAGGCUAUCCUCCCUUCUAUGGUGAAGAGGAUGCAAAAUUACGUUUUAAGAUCAAGAAUGCUGUCUAUAAUUUUCAACCUAAACUUUGGACAGAAAUCUCUGAUGAAGCAAAGGAUCUGAUUACUAAACUAUUAGUUAGUGAACCGUCAAGGAGACUUAACAUAGACCAAACUCUGAGUCAUCCUUGGUUGCAGGAUGAACUUAUGAAGAAGAAAGCUCUGGAUCUCAUUCACCAGGAUCAAAGUUUACCCACAAACAAAAGAAGACUAGAAGAAAGUGAAGCUGAUGAAUUAGAACUGUCUGAUGCCAAAACUCCCAGAAUUCAAAAAGGGAUUGGGAUAAAUUAAGUUUUCAGAAGUAGAAAAAAAUUAUCUGAAUUUAAUAAGUAUAUUUCUAAGUUACUCAUCAGCUCAGGGGAACCAAAGACUUUCCAUUCCUCAAAUUUUAUACAGUACAGUAACUGUACAGUACAGUACUCACUUUGUGUUAUUAAACCAGUAGUUGCUAAUAGCCUUGAAUCUGGCUCUAAAAAGUUGUUUAGUUUUUUGGACUAAUGUCUAGUAUAAAAACUGUAGUGUUGAGUAAAUAUAUACCAUUGUGAGUUACAUUUUCUGUAUGAUAAGAAGUGGCUGCUUGAAAUGCAUAGGUUUAUUUUUGCCCUAGUAAGUUGUUUCAGAAAUAGAAAUAGAAAAAUUCUCGAGAAAUUCUUACAUUUUACAGUGUUUAAGUCCUCUCAUGUUUCAUUCCAUUGAGAAUCAGAUAUGGGUUUGUGAGACUGAAUGGCAGUAAAAAUGUAAGUAGUGGAGGUGAACUUUUGUAAGCUUUGUUCUUUAAAACUUGUUGAUGGUGUGAGUUUUUGCAAAUGAAAAUGUUUCAGUAAAAAAGAAAUAUAAUUUAUCAGAGGACAAUUGACAAAGUUGAAUACAGGUUGACAAUCACUUAUCCGAAAUCCUUGGGGCCAGAGGCAUUUCGGAUUUCGUAAUUUUUCGUUUUUU